Molecule: messenger RNA, 1665 nt
Organism: Mycosarcoma maydis (corn smut)
Lineage: Eukaryota; Fungi; Basidiomycota; Ustilaginomycetes; Ustilaginales
Product: thymidylate synthase
Exons: 1
Coding region: 1-1665 (554 amino acids)
Biological process (GO): dTMP biosynthetic process
Cellular component (GO): mitochondrion; cytosol
Molecular function (GO): thymidylate synthase activity
Source: RefSeq, a predicted model, not a curated record
AUGGCGAUGCCUCGCGUGUUCCUCGCGCGACACGGCGAGACCGAAUGGUCCAUCUCGGGCCAGCACACUGGUCGAUCCGAUAUCCCACUCACCCCACACGGUGAAGAGGUGAUGCGACAACUUGCGCCCAGCAUCGUCGGCGUCGGCAACGGCAAGUUGAUUGACCCGACUAGACUCAAUCACAUCUUUGUCAGUCCACGCAAGCGAUCGCAGCGUACGCUUGAGAUCAUGCUACAGCACAUCCCCGCCUCGCAGCGUUUGGGCAUCCCUGACGUCGAGAUCGUCCAGGACUGCCGCGAGUGGGACUACGGUGCGUACGAAGGGCUCAAGACGGACGAGAUUCGAGCCAAACAUCCCGGAUGGGAUAUCUGGACCGAAGGAACACCCGAUCAUCCUGACAGACCCGACGAGCUGCCAGGUGAGUCGGCACAGCACAUGAGCGAUCGUGUUGACUCGGUCAUCGCUAAAAUCCGCAGUCUGCAAUCUGGGCAUGUCGACAAGCGCAAUCAGGGUCACGAUGUGGGCAGUAAGACGUGCGAUGUUCUACUUGUAUGCCACGGUCACUUCAACCGGGUGUUCGUUGCUCGAUGGCUCGGUUUACCGCUGACCAACGGACGUUUGUUCGAAAUGGAUGCAGGCGGAAUGGUGGUCCUCGGCUAUGCGCAUCACAGCUUUGCUGAACCUACCGUCGCCGGUAUCUUCUCGUCCAAAACUGGCCCCAAGGGUGACAAGGAAGGUGCUCCCGGCUCGUGUGGGUCAGCGAAACACGAAGAAUCGCAGUACCUCGAGCUGGUUCAACGAGUUAUCUCAACGGGCGAAUCAAGACCGGAUCGAACGGGCACAGGUACGCUCGCACUUUUCGCUCCGCAACCGAGUUUGCGAUUCGACUUGACGAACGGCACCUUGCCUCUGCUCACCACCAAGCGAGUGUUCUUCCGCGGAGUGCUGGAGGAGUUACUCUGGUUCGUGGGUGGUAAAACCGAUGCCAAGCUUCUCACCGAGAAGAGCGUGCACAUUUGGGACGGCAACGGAUCUCGGGCCUUCCUCGACUCUCGUGGACUCUCGCAUCGUCGGGAAGGCGAUCUAGGACCCGUCUAUGGUUUCCAAUGGCGACACUUUGGUGCUACGUACAAAGACUGUGAUACCGACUACGCCGGUCAGGGUGUCGAUCAACUGGCUUCCGUGAUCGACAAGAUUCGCAACAAUCCUACCGAUCGUCGUAUCUUGCUCAGCGCAUGGAACCCGGCAGAUCUCGAACUGAUGGCGCUUCCGCCAUGCCACAUGUUUGCUCAAUUCUUUGUCUCGAACCUGGACGCCUAUUCGAAGGGUCAAGGUAAAAAGCACCUCUCGUGCCAGAUGUACCAGCGUUCCUGCGACCUUGGGUUGGGUGUACCUUUCAACAUUGCUAGCUAUGCGUUGCUAACCUACAUGAUCGCCAAAGUGACCGAUUGCGAACCCAAGGAACUCAUACUGGCAAUGGGUGAUGCUCACGUUUACAAGGACCAUGUGCAACCGCUCAAGGCGCAGUUGGAGAGAGACCCGCUUCCCUUCCCUAAGCUCAAGAUCGAAAGGGACGUCAAGGAUAUUGACGACUUUACGUUCGAUGAUUUCGUCGUGCAAGGUUACAAAUGUCACGGAAAGAUCGAUAUGAAGAUGAGCGUUUAG